Molecule: messenger RNA, 1124 nt
Organism: Patiria miniata (bat star)
Lineage: Eukaryota; Metazoa; Echinodermata; Asteroidea; Valvatida; Asterinidae
Exons: 5
Coding region: 19-468 (149 amino acids)
Source: RefSeq, a predicted model, not a curated record
UUCAAGGUGUUUUGGCUGAUGAAUCAUCAAGUGAAGAGGAGGAUGCAGAUAUUGCAAAGACCCGUCAUCAGGUGGCAGGAAGCUGGGCGCCCAGCAGUGCGUCUGAAAAUACGUAAGCCAUGGACAGGAGAAGAGAAACAGGCGAUCUACCAGCACCUCGAGGGACACAUACGGAAAAAUCAACUGCCAGCCAGGCACAUGAAAGAUAUGCACGCUGAUGAGUCUGAGGUAAAACAUGCCAAGGCCAAGGAGCCCAAGUCAACUAACAGGCGACCUACUGUUGAAUUUGAGAGGCUCCGUUUGAAAGGGAAUUUCUACCAUAAUAUGGAGGUGCUGUCAACUGGUGUGGGUCAGAUCAUCGUUGCCAGAAAUCCUCCCUUCGGUCAAGAGGUCCAAUCUUCAGAUAACCUGCCAUGCCCAUUUUGCAUGUUCGGUCGGCAAUGGUCCAUCAUCAGAUAUCCAUGGUGACUCGACCUGGUACAGAUAAGGGGAAAGAGAGGUCGCGCAGUGCCUGUGCUUCUGACCAGUGGAAGUCUUGAUGGAAAACCGUGAAGCAGUUGGGGCGCAUAAUGCGAAUCCCUAUAUAUUUGCUCGCCCCCGAAACUCCUUGAAACAAGUGAGAGGAUGGGAUUGCCUAACUGCUGUUGCCAAGCAGGCUAAUCUGCAAGAGCCUCCUGCAGAAACGAGCACAAAGCUGAGAAAGUAUGUUGCAACGGUGUCUCAGAUUAUAGACCUAAACAGCAAUGCGCUCGACUGGCUAGCAAGGCACCUGUGCCACGACAUAACUGUCCACAGGGACUUCUACCGCCAACACGAGUCGACACUAGAGCUUGCGAAAGUCAGCAAGCUACUUCUUGCUGAAGACAAAGGCAAGAUAGCAAAACUGUCUGGCCGAAAACUUGAUGAUAUUGAUUUGGAAGGUAAGGAACCAUUAGGUGCAUUAAUUAGGAUUCUCGUACUGUGACCUGGGACUUUUCUGGGAAUAUGGAUGGACCUGAGAUAUUUGCAUAUUAUUGCAAAUAUGUUAAUUUCCUUUUAAAUUGUGGUUUCAUUUUGAAAUAUGACAAAAGUGUUCAAAAGCCCAAAUUGACACUAAAGUUUGUAGUCUAGAGUGACGAUAAGAU